Molecule: messenger RNA, 1569 nt
Organism: Chaetomium fimeti
Lineage: Eukaryota; Fungi; Ascomycota; Sordariomycetes; Sordariales; Chaetomiaceae
Product: glycoside hydrolase superfamily
Exons: 3
Coding region: 147-1385 (412 amino acids)
Molecular function (GO): mannan endo-1,4-beta-mannosidase activity
Source: RefSeq, a predicted model, not a curated record
GUUCAACGAGCUCCGUUGCUAAAAGUGGCAAUGGAAAGUCGGAAAUUCGAAGUGAUAAAUAUCAACACCAUGGCAGCGUCGGGUUGACUGCUUUUUUCUUUUCUCCUUUUUGAGAGGUCAUGUUCUGAAACCGUCGGGCCAUCAUAAUGUACGUCCCUACUUCGAAACUCUUUGCCACCAGCCUUCUGGCUCUCACGGCGGCCGCCGCCCCUGCGUGCCCGACCCAGCCCAGCAACUCAGAGUUCGUCACAGUUGAGGGAGACAAGUUCAAGUUUUCGGGAAAGGAUUUUCACUUCGCUGGCAGCAACGCUUACUACUUCCCCUUCAAUGGAAACCAGCAAGACAUUGAAAAUGGCUUGACGGCAGCCAAGGACGCGGGCCUCACAGUGUUCCGUACUUGGGGAUUCAAUGACAAGAACAGCACCUACGUCCCCGGUGGCUUGCCCGAUUACGGCGGUGAGGGCGCAGGGCCCUCUGAGGUUGUGUUCCAGUGGUGGCACCCCAAUGGCACCUCCACGAUCAAUCUUGGCGGCUUUGACAAAGUCGUAGAUGCUGCCGACAAGGUCGGCAUCAAGCUUCUGGUUGCGCUGACCAACAACUGGGCCGACUAUGGUGGCAUGGACGUCUAUACCGUCAACCUGGGGGGCCAGUAUCACGACGAUUUUUACACUGCUCCCAAGAUCAAGGACGCAUACAAGCGUUACGUCAAGGAGAUGGUCACUCGCUACAAGGACUCGCCGGCCAUCUUCGCGUGGGAACUCGGUAACGAGCCCCGUUGCGGCGCCGAUGGGGUGCGCAACCUGCCGCCCAGCGACAACUGCACACCGGAGAUCCUUUCGUCUUGGGUUUCCGAGAUGAGCGCAUACAUCAAGGAGCUCGACAGCAACCAUCUCGUGACCUGGGGCGGCGAGGGUGGCUUCAACCGCGAGUCCGACGACUGGGCUUACAAUGGCUCCGACGGUGGCGACUUUGACCACGAGCUCUCCCUCGAUACCAUUGACUUUGGCGUCUUCCACUCCUAUCCCGACUGGUGGACCAAGACAGUCGAGUGGACAGACCAGUGGAUCCGUGACCAUGCCGCCGCGGGCAGGGAGAUUGGAAAGCCCGUUGUGCACGAAGAGUACGGCUGGUUGACGCCCGACAAGCGCCUCGAGUACACCGGCAAGGUCGACAACCGGUCCCGGGUCGAGGUGCUCGGUGGCUGGCAAAAGACAACCGUUGCUGAGAAGCUGGGUGGCAGCAUGUACUGGCAAUACGGUUUCUCGGAUUACUCCUACGGCCGGAACCAUGAUGAUGGGUUCACCAUCUACAUGGAUGACGAGGAGGCGCAGACGCUGGUGCACGAGCAUGCCAAGGAGAUGAACGCGCUUAACGCUGCGGAGUAAGAGGAGGGGUUUGACAAGCAUGUUCUAUUAUCCCGUAAUAUCUCGUUGUAAUGAUAGCCGCCUACGUGGCGGCCAAGAUCAGAUUUCCGCCUUGAUCCCGCUUUGACGACCGAUUAAGCACAUCCCCUCGUUGAUCUCCUUAUCCCACGAAUCAGGGGUACAUACAAGAAAAGCCAAGACGGCC